CCUUGCUCCACGUUGCUCUCAGGAUGAAGUGCUUCGUAGUGGUAGCAGCGCUGCUGCAAGUCGUCCUAGGCGGCCACGUGGCCGUGAGGCUGCCAUACCUGAAUCCGGCAGGCGUGACCUACGUGAACGGAGGAGCCCUGACCUACGCCUCGGGUCCGUCUCUGGAGCAUGUCCACCAGCAGGUGCAGUACGCGGCCCCCCUGCAGUACGCCGCACCUGCGGCCAUCCCGGCGAAGAUCGAGUCGCACCACGUCGGCUACGCCGCGGCGCAAGUACCUGCAGUUGCAGCCGUGCCCUUCGUGAAGCACGUGCCAACGGUCUCACAGGUGCCGGUGACUCGAAUCGAGGCUCAGCCAGGAUUCGUGCAGAAGCAGUUGGACGUGGUCAAGCCGGCGGUGUCGACGCGUAAGGUCGAGGUGCGCCGCCCAGCCAUCCAGAAGCAGUUCUACGACAUCGAGGAGCGAGUCAUCGUCAGGCCAGCAGGAUCAGCCCUGGUGGAGCUGGACGAGCCGACCUCGAAACUGCAGCGCGGUCCAGCAGUGGUGCACUCGGUGCCGGAUGCUGCAUCCUUCGCCGUGUCCGCGAUCCCAGGGUCCCACGGGAUCGUCGCCCAUGCCGCGUCCUACUCCCAUGCCCCAGCAGCUCCUAGUGCCAUCCCCGUGAUCGCUCAUGCUCCCGUCCACGUGACCGUGGCCCCGGUCAUCUCUCACGCCCCGGUUGUUCAUCACAGCCCUGCACCUGCGCCCGUUCUGGCCUCUACCCCUGCCCCGGUAGUCUCCAGCACCCCUGCGGCCUCCACCUUCGAGGACGAGUCCGUGGUCGUGGAGAACUCGGAUUUCCGCAACGCCGCCAGUCUGCAGCAGCAGCAGCAGCUCCAGCAGCAGCAGCAGCAGUUCCAGCAACAGCAGGACUACCAGCAGCAGCAGCAGCAGCAGUACCAGCAGCAGCAGUUACAGCAGCAGCAGUUCCAGCAACAGCAGCAGUAUCAGCGCUUCCUCCAGGAGACCCACGAGGCUCAGGUGCAGCAGUUGGCCCAGCAAUCGGCGCAGCAGUUGGCGCAGCCUCAGGUGUACACUCACUCUCAUGGUGCUCCAUUGGAGGCUGCAACUAGACUAGCUGCUCAUGACCCAUCGCCAGCUGUCAUCCCCAGCGUAAGAUCGAGCCCUGAUGAGUCCAAGGCUAAUCAGCACAGAUUGAUCGAACUUUUGACCGCUCGAGGAGGUGUUGCGGAGGUCGGAUUUGGCCGCGAAGGACCUGCCUCUCAGGUCGGGGAUGCCGGGCACGUGCGCGCUCGCGUUCUGUCCGCAACCGCAGCUCCGGACCACGCGGAAGCCGCAGGUGAACGCGUGUCCACGAGACGCGUCGUCGUCAGCAGGCCUAUCGAGACUCUUCAGGAAUUCGACGUGGUGGAGCCUGCCACGAAAUUGGAGCGAGUCUCCGUCCAGGAGCCGACCAUCUUCAAGACUGCCCACCUGGACCAUGUCCAGGUCCAUGGAUCCGUACCUGUGCUCGGCAAGGCCUUUGCACCUGCGGUUGCACAUGCAGCUGUCCCCGUCUACCAGAAGACCAUCUCUCCAGCCCUGGAAUAUUAUCACCACUAAGACUUUAUCAACCGCGGUUCACGACUUUUGUUAUUUGUGGUUGGCAAUAAAAACCUUC
Orussus abietinus is the source of this 1659-nucleotide messenger RNA. RefSeq names its product negative elongation factor A. The record is from RefSeq and is a predicted model, not a curated record. The coding region runs from base 24 to 1601 and encodes 525 amino acids. Lineage: Eukaryota; Metazoa; Arthropoda; Insecta; Hymenoptera; Orussidae. The transcript has 5 exons.